Molecule: messenger RNA, 1089 nt
Organism: Haemonchus placei
Lineage: Eukaryota; Metazoa; Nematoda; Chromadorea; Rhabditida; Trichostrongylidae
Source: the annotation of a GenBank genome assembly
AUGGAUCCGCUUAGAGUCCUAUUUCAGUUCGAAGCCACACUGGCACGAUUCCGACGACGUUACUGUGCAAACUCGUCCAUGUACUGUGACUUUGACGAUCUGGUCGCGCUGAUCGCUGACGGCACAGCGAGUGGUAUAGCUUCACAUCGCGAGCGAUUCGAUUAUCUUGGAUCGUUGUUCUUCUCCGGCACAGUAAUUUCAACAAUCGGGUUUGGCUCAUCCACGCCCCGAACGGAUGCUGGACGAGUUCUCACGAUCAUCUAUGGCGUGGUCGGUUGUACGAGUUGUGUGUUGUUCUUCAAUCUCUUUCUCGAACGAUUCGUCACCGCUUUGUCAUAUUUGCUGAGAUAUUUUCAUGAACGAAAAAUACAGCGACGAAUGAUGAAGAACAGUAAUAUGAACAAACCAGUCACGUUACUAAUCAAUAAUGAGGACUAUUGCGAAUCGGCCAGUUCAUGUGAAGGAGGAAUGGAUUCGUGGAGACCUUCAGUGUACAAAGUUUUCUUCUGCCUUUUUAGUAUCUCUGCAUUAUUGAUUAGUACCGCGGCAUGGAUCUACUCUCAUGUUGAGGACUGGGCAUAUGUUGAGGCGCUGUAUUUUUGCUUUAUAAGUUUCGCUACAAUCGGUUUUGGUGAUUAUGUGUCGAAUCAAAAAGAUGUCACAAAAAUCAACGGUGACUUGUAUAGAUUUCUCAACUUUGCAUUGCUCACAUUAGGUGCUUGUUGUUUCUACUGUCUUUUCAACGUAUCUUCAAUAGUUGUACGGCAACUUUUGAACUUUAUGAUCAAGAAAAUGGAUGUAAAAGGAACGAUUUGUUGUUUGAAAAAGAAACGACGGUACAUGGGAUUAGGACUGCGGCCGCCUAAAGGUUACGAUGAAGCAUCCGAGCGUUCAUCGGUGGACUAUCAGGAUGGAUUGCUGUCGUUGAAAGAGUUCCUGAUGAAUAAUCAGAGCUCCGUCUUGCUGCUACAGAAACAGCUCAUCAAAAGUGCUAUGAAGAACGCGAAAGAUAAUGAAGAGCAGAAGAUCUCGGCAACUCGCGUUGGACCGAUGGGCAUUCUUGAUCAGGCUUUUGGAGAUGAGAAUUAG